UGUGCUUAAACCCGCAGCGAAUCACCGGGUAGCCGGUCACAUCGGACUCUGUUGUCGGAGAACAAUUACUCCACCAGUACCAUCUGAACAGCAGCAAAGCAAGUUUCGUCAAACAUCGGGUUAAGUGCAGCGAGUUCUGGUUGCGUCUAAACGUAAACAUUCAUCUGUUGGUGAUUGCUAAGAAAGAUGGCAACGACUUCGCGGUAAUUUGAAAUAAAAUUGCAAAAUGUAAUUACUGACAGCACACCAAAGGCUGCAGCAGAUCGCUACAGUUUUAAAUAGAGGUCCGAAGGAUAGCAAAUAUAUACAAAAAUCAUAUUUCGCCCCGCCAGUUCACUCCGUCAUUGUGGAAAAUUAAGGACUGAUCUUAUCUCCGGAAAGAAAAGCUUUUUUUUUAAAAAGGAAUUUAUCUUUUCAUUUAACCUCCAAGUACAGCUAGAGUUCAUAGGAUUGCUGGCAGUAUUAUGUCACUGAGUAAGCUUUACCAAUAAACUUUGAUUUUUUUGUCCAGUUACUGUGUUGAAUUGUCAAUCAAACACUCAAGUAUUGGAUCUUCUAAAUGAAGUCCUCAAAUCUGUCUAGUGUUUCUAAGGUGCACGGUUUUCUCUCUGCUGUAGUAUUUACAAUAAGCAAAACUGUGAGCGAUUCCACCACACUAGCAUUAAAAACAUGGAAAAUCUCUCUCCGAAUCCGGUAUCUUCGAACAUCUCCUGCGCGGACCAGCAGGCGAAUUGUUUGUCCGCAAAUGGCAAUGGGACCAAUUCGACACGGCCAGGUCUAUACCCUGAUUUUUACAUUGCUAUCCCUGUCAUAUAUUCCGUUAUAUGUGCCGUUGGGUUAACGGGUAACACAGCUGUCAUUUAUGUUAUACUCAAAGCUCCGAAAAUGAAAACGGUGACAAACAUGUUCAUACUAAACCUAGCCAUCGCCGAUGAACUUUUCACUCUGGUUUUACCCAUAAACAUUGCUGACUACCUGCUGCUUCAGUGGCCCUUUGGCGAGCUGAUGUGUAAAUUAAUCAUUUCCAUCGACCAAUACAACACGUUCUCAAGCAUUUACUUUUUGACUGUCAUGAGCAUUGAUCGUUACCUGGUGGUCCUGGCCACCGCGAGGUCCAAGAAAAUGUCUUAUCGUACUUAUAGAGCGGCUAAGAUAGUCUGUAUAUGUGUUUGGCUCUUCGUCACUGUCACCAUUUUGCCCUUCACAAUUUUUGGCAAGAUUCACGAUGACGAAGGCAGGCUGCAAUGUGUCUAUGUGUUUCCAUCUCCUGAGAUUCUGUGGUGGAAAGCUAGUCGGAUCUAUACUCUCCUAGUGGGAUUCACCAUCCCAGUGUCCACAAUUUGCAUCCUGUACUCAAUGAUGUUACUCAGGUUGAGAAACAUGCGCUUGAACACCAACGCCAAAGCUCUGGACAAAGCGAAGAAAAAGGUUACAUUAAUGGUGGUGAUUAUUCUAGCAGUCUGUCUUUUCUGUUGGACACCUUACCAUUUGAGCACGAUAUUAGCUUUAACAACAGAUAUUCAACAGACCACGCUCAUCAUUGGAAUCUCCUACUUUAUCACUAGCCUGAGCUAUGCGAAUAGUUGUCUUAAUCCUUUCCUCUAUGCCUUUCUAGAUGAUAGCUUCAGAAGGAGCUUUCGGAAACUGGUAGAAUGCAGAACAACACCCUGAUAUUUAUAGUUUUGAUGAACGCAUCUGGUUAUUCAAUGUAGCACGUUUAUUUUAAUUACUGUCUCCUUCAAGGGCAUCCUGCUGUAAAUACCUUCAGAAAUGCCCUCUGAUACAUUCAAAAGCCUUUCAUGAAAUAAUUAUGUUUGGGGACUAAAAAUGGGGUUUCCCAUUUAUUAAAGUAGCAGAUUGUCUGGAAUUUCUCCUGUCAUGUGAUAUAAAAUUAAAAUAUGCAUGCAAUUAAAAUUGUAUUUAACUUAAAAUCCAGGAUAAAGUUAAUG
Molecule: messenger RNA, 1949 nt
Organism: Rhincodon typus (whale shark)
Lineage: Eukaryota; Metazoa; Chordata; Chondrichthyes; Orectolobiformes; Rhincodontidae
Product: neuropeptides B/W receptor type 1-like
Exons: 2
Coding region: 670-1671 (333 amino acids)
Biological process (GO): neuropeptide signaling pathway
Cellular component (GO): membrane; neuron projection
Molecular function (GO): neuropeptide receptor activity; neuropeptide binding
Source: RefSeq, a predicted model, not a curated record